ACGGGCGUGGCACCAUGGCCACCUUCCCUGUGCUACAAUGAAAUUGGUGACUCACUAUCUACCUAUCCAAACAUCAUGGACCACCUUGAUGCAUCUGAAGAAGGCCAACGUGGAACCGUCUCAUAUUAUGGUCAGUCCAUUGGCAGCUCGGCGGGCCUGGUCAAGCUCCUCUUGGAGGCUGGUCUUCUUCAUCUCGAAGGAGCGAGCGGCUUCUGUUUUCCUGAUACCGCCACAGCCACAGCCUGGAGAAGGCGGCACAGAAGCUUGGAAGCGUGAUAGGGAAGCUGCAGAACAAGAGAUCAUCCUGCGUCGAAGAAGACAGAAGAAAGAAGAGCUGAUCUUCAUGGACGAGGUCAAGGGUAAGGAUGACAUCGAUAGCGCGUAG
This is a messenger RNA of Suillus fuscotomentosus, 385 nucleotides long. RefSeq lists its product as uncharacterized. The record is from RefSeq and is a predicted model, not a curated record. Bases 38 to 385 code for a protein of 115 amino acids. Lineage: Eukaryota; Fungi; Basidiomycota; Agaricomycetes; Boletales; Suillaceae. The transcript has 3 exons.